UUUUAAUACAAAAGGUGUCUUAGUACUCCCUAGCCGGCCAUGCCGACGACACAACGAUGUAUUAUUACUCGGUGUAUUAACGAUGUAUUAAUCGGACAAAAAUGAGCGGCAGUGUAGCCGGGCCUGGAGUGCAGGGUUGCGCGGCCGGGCGUCCGCAUAGCACCAGCCUCUGCUGUGGGGGAGGAGGCUGCGGUGAGCUCGUGAAUGGUGACGGUAGUUCGGCCGCUGCGGCCACCGCCACUAGCGCUACUCCAGCGCAGUGCUCGGAUAGAGAGAGCAGCGUUGCCGAGGCCCAGGCAUUCAGCGAAUGGGACAACGCCACCUGCAUCGAUGCGGAUCCGGCACGGAAAAAGAACAAGGACGGAUACUUCUUGAACGGUACUGCGGAUAUCACACGGGAAGGAGACGAAUGCGCAAAUUCAAGGAAAUAUGGACUUGGGCGCUUUUGUGCCGCUGGUAGACAAAGCGGUUUACUAGGAGAGGAUAACGGCAUUAAUAUUGAUUACGAAGCCAGCAGCUUUCAGCGCGGGGGCGAGCGUUUGUGUUUUAUGGGAGCUCCGACGCGGAGGGGCGAACGCAGAGUGAGGGCAAGACUGCCAUCGACAGGACCCGCGAGAAAUCGUAGAGGACAGACCGCUCGGCCCGAGACCGAGGAGGCGACGAUGACAGCCGCCGCAAGGUGUGGUUAUCGAAAGUCAGAACCCGUGGUUACCAAACGUCGGGGAUGCAGUUUCACCCACGCCUCAAAGCGGGUGUGUUUCUCUGGGAGAAGGAGUAUAGCGUACUGCGACAGCUCGGACGCUGAGGACGGCAUCGGCUCCAAUGGAGAGGCUCCGGUCAAGAACACUGCUGGAGGAAAUAGCGCGCGUAGCCAAACCCGCGCCGAGACGUUCAAAGAGGGAUACGAGGUCGAUUCGCCAAACAGCCAGCACAGGUCCUCGCGGCGCCCCUGUUAUGAAAGCGGGAUUGGAGCUGAAUUGUUGAGUUUCACGGCGUGCCCUCCCGAAAUGACAGUCGCCAGCCGUGGUGUCAGCAGCAUAAACAGCCGCGAACAAAGCACGUGUAGGACUUCCAAAGGGCGAGUUAGGCUGUAUCGAGUGCGCUCGUUUUUCGUCGGUUCCGCCGAUCAUCACAACGGGGUCAGCGAAAAUGGUGCUCCCGUUUACCGGCGACCAGGGCCAGGGAGAGACGAUGAGUGCCGUGAGCACGAGCAGCAGCGUAGAUGCGUAAGAAAAGCCCAGUGCGUUCUCGUGCACUCUUCUCACAACGACACCCAUCAGUCCCUGAAAGGACUGAAAGGAGCAGAAUCCAGGACAGUGAGCCCCAGUUCGCAUGUUAAAUACUUCACAGAGCACGGCGGCCCAAGCCUAGAGAUUAGAAGUGAAGCCAGUGGUUCACAGUUGGCAGUUAGCAGCGUGGAGCAGGUGGAGGCAGUGAAAGGGGAGGCCAGCCGGCGGCAGGCUGAGCUGCAAGAGCGCAUGGACCGGUUGUGGCGGAGGCUGCAGGCCGUUCAGGUAAAGCAAGUGGAGAGGCACGUCACACAGCAGCUGCGUGACUUGCAGAGGGCCCCAGGGUGGAGCUGCACCAGGGGGCACAGUGCCAUGGCUCAGAGCUCAGUAGAGCUGAGCAGGUUGGCACAAAGCUGCAGUGAUGUCCUCCACACAGCAGAGGGCGCCCUUGACUCGGACCACACAGCCAGCAGCUCUGGAGGGGGUAGCGACAGUGAAGAGGACGAGGACGAGGACGAAGCAGAGGAGAGAAGAGGGCGUCGUAUGAGCAGAGAAUGGCAGUGGAUGAAGGACAGGGCGUGGCUUGGCAGCCGGUGGGUGUGGCUACAGGCUCAAGUGUCAGAGCUGGAAUAUCGGAUUCGUGCCCUAACAGAACUCUACACACACCUCCGACAGGGCAAGGUGAGAGCCACUCACUCAGUCCCUGAAACACUCCUCAGAACAUCAAAACCUUCACUGGCAUACCAUGACUGCAGGUCAUCCUCUGUUGGUGAUUCUCUCAGGAAGAGGCAGAUGGAAGACCCCGCCCCCUCCCCACAAACCCCAUCCAGUCCCUCUUCAUCUGCUGCACGAGUUCGUCCUUUACCGCGACAAAGCCGUCACAAGCUGAUCCUCAUAGAAGGGUGUGCUGCCCUUGGGUCAAAGACGGUGACCUUGGCGUGCUCUUGUGGGCCCCAGACUGUGUGCGUGCUGUGUUCCUGUGUCCCCUCUCACUGCUCUGCUUAUAAGGAGCAGCGUGUGUGGACUAGUCCAUCUACACUGGACCCCUGCAUUCACCCGGUUCUCUCUGCCGUCUCAGAUUGUCCUCUCACAUUACACUGUGGUACACCCCCGCUGGCGGGGUCUCAGUCCCAGAAUUCCAUGCAGUGGAUGGGCCUGUCAGCUUCCUCAUGGUUGGGAAGGCGGGGCCAAGGCUACCAGAGGGCGGGACGAGUGAGGCGCAGGCUUGUAUGUUCCCGUCCACCCUCAUCACUGCCUCCACUGUUCAAUAUGACUGGUGGUCCUAACUGCAGGAGUCAGAGGGCUGUGGUCAGCCCAGGCUUCCUCUCUCAGCAAGUAACAGACUUUUCCCCUCUGCUUGCCACGCCUCCCGCAGUGGACACGCCCACACAGCCCUUGCGGAGAAGGAGGGGGGAGAGUUCAUUCGACAUUGAUAACCUGGUGAUGCCUCUCGGCUUGUCUGGCCUAAGGGCCCGAGUUCAGAGAUUACAGUACAAAGAGAUUAUCACCCCCAGCUGGAGAGAGCUGGACUCUGUUUGCGGGGACUCGGUGGAGCAGCUGGGUCAGCACGGUGGGCAAGCCCCCCACUCCCACACAUCGCACCAGUCCCCCAGUGACGUAGCAGACAAUGACGAGGUGGAGGAUGUGUCUGACACAGUGUUCCUCAAGCGGCAUGCUGUGUGUGAGAGCAGAGAGAGGAACCGCUGGGGCAGCUGGGCUCGGAGACGUCGCCGGGGCAGGUCCUCCUCCUGUCCUGGUCAGGGGAAGAGCUGUAGGGCGCUGGAGCAGGCUCCCUGUUCUCCAGACCCCAGUCUGAUGCUCUUUGCUGAGGGAGAGGCCUCACCACGAAGCCCUCUGUGCUCUGGCGCUGAUGAUCCCUUUUACCAAAUGGAGGAUGAACAGCAGUCUGUGCUGCCAUGGGAACGCAGGUCAUUCCCCCUCCUGGAGGCAGAGCUCCGGUGGCUACAAGAGGACGAGGAGGCAGAGCCCGAGGAGGACCCGUGUGCGGCCAGUGGCCGAAGCCAGAGCACGGACUCGGGCAUCUCGGUGGGCAGCCUGGAGCUCUCACCAAGGACCCCUCAGCCACAGCAACAGAAACCGCACUCCUCAGACAUGGAGGAGCCCGCCAGUUCACAGCUCAUUCGCAAACCAGCCGCCCCAGCGCCCGCCUCAACAACUCAGGACUCUGCCACCCUCCGACCCCACUUAUCCUCUCCACCCUCCUGCUCUGCCCACGCCACCCCGUACAGACACCAGGUCAGCAAGGCCGACGCCAGGCCGCUCUGAAGCAGUUCUAACCUCUCCUCCCUUUAGUGCCCUGUACCCUUUACCAUAACAGCAGAACAUCCCUCUUAUCUAACCACAGACACUAUCCCUUCUGCUUGGAGCCUAUUACUUUUGCUAUUAUUUUUAUUUUGCCUUACUUGAACCUUCUGAAAUUUCUUGUUUCAUGUCAUUCACCAUGAUGCUCUUAAUCCUGUAAACCUCCACUAUGAAAAAGGGCAUCUCUAGCAGUAUAUCUCACCCAGAAACCCCUCUUUCAAUUUUCUCUCUCAAUCUGACUGCAUAUCAUCCUGCCAAACCUCAGCUGGUAUCUAGAACCCCUGCAGCUUCCUUCUUGCUUCUCUCUCUCUCUCUCUCUCUCUCUCUCUCUCUCUCCCACUCUCUCCCCCUUAUCUUUCUUUCUCUU
Electrophorus electricus (electric eel) is the source of this 3918-nucleotide messenger RNA. RefSeq lists its product as uncharacterized. Gene Ontology annotation, molecular function: histone acetyltransferase binding. Gene Ontology annotation, cellular component: NSL complex. NCBI's taxonomy places the organism in Eukaryota, Metazoa, Chordata, Actinopteri, Gymnotiformes, Gymnotidae. The record is from RefSeq and is a predicted model, not a curated record.